AUGAGUAAAGCUGGACUGAUUAAAAAAGUUGCCGUCAUUGGUGGGGGACCGGCGGGUCUGGUCGCUGUUCAAGACUCACUCAAGCAAAAGGAAUAUGGCUGGGAGGUUAUUGGGUUUGAAGCAAAAGAUAAAUUGGGAGGAGUGUGGAGCGAUGAACCUGGAUCUCGACUGGAUUCACCGGAUGUUUUCAGUUGUUUGAGAAAACUACCGGAAGAUGUGCCUGAAGGAGUGAGCGCUGAAGCUAUUUUCAAUUAUGGAUCACCGCUGGUGAAGGAUGGACAAGUGAGAGAUAUUAAGGCAUUAUUAGGAACUAGUUGUGAGUCACCGUUAAAGCUGGCCAAAAGCUCUACAGUACGAGAUGGAAUCAUCUUCUCUAAUAAAACCGGCGUUUAUGACGGAUUUUUCUCAAAUGUUCCUGGAGAAUUGAUGGUGUUGGAAUCAGAAAAAAGCGAAGCAGGGAAAUCUAAGUCGCCUGAAAUUGCACCAUUAGUUAAUCUCGAUCAAAUCCAUCAAAAUGUAAACGAAUUUGUGAAGAAGUACGAUCUCGAGCGGAGCUUUAGAACAUCGACAAGUGUGGAAUAUCUCGACAAGCUUUCUCCUGACAAAUGGUUUGUGAUUGCCAAGAGAUCGUUGCCUGGAUCAGCGCAUGAUGAGUGGUAUUUAGAAACAUUCGAUGCAGUAAUAAUCGCGAAUGGCCACUUUUCUGUUCCUUACGUCCCAUUUUACAUGAGCAAGCCCUCUGAGGAGGACUCUGGUAUUCACCGCUUUAAUCGAAAAUUCCCCGAAAUAAUGACACAUGUCCGAGACCUUGAUAUUUGGUACCACAGGACUCUGCCCCAUAUCAUCAGCGGAAAGAGUGCUGGGAAGCGUAAAGUGGUUAUAGUUGGUAAGAGCUUUAGUUGUAUGGACGUGCUGAAAAGACUUGUACCACUAAAAGAGAAAUUAGACGAUCUAGAAAUCAUUGUGUCGACUCAUGCACCACCUAUGCCUGAAAAUAUUGCCAAUCCAUUUUACUGGUUCGACCAAUGGUUGUCGAAGACUACUAAAGUGACCCUCAAGGGGCCCAUUAAAAGUUUUCUCUCGGACUCUAAGCCGGCGAUCAGUUUCACGGACAACACACAGAUAGAAGAGGUGUCUGCCAUUAUUUUUGCUACUGGAUACCUCUACAGUUUCCCUUUCAUGUCUGAGAAAUUGUCAGAAAGCUAUCGUAUAUUUGUGACUGAAGACUCAAGAAAUUACGAUCAUAGCCCUUCUCACAUAUCACGCGUUACUGGCCUUUACCUUCAUACUUUGUCUAUUGCUGACCCCACUCUGGGAUUUGUUGGCAUUUCCAGCAAUGCGAAUUUCCAAUCCUUCAGCAUUUCCUCAGAGCUCUUGAUGGGUGUGUGGACAAGCUUCAAUAAGCUCUUCAUCAAGGAUUCUCCAAAAGAUGGACCCAUCUACAACUCCAUCUGGUCUCAAGUACUGCCUUCGGUCAAGGAUCAGUUGGAGUGGACUCAAAACAGAUUCAAAAAGACUGGUAAUCUGGCUUCUUAUCAUUUCUACUACCCUCUUCCAUCGUUAAAAGAUGAAUGGUUAAAUUUUUGCAAACCGCUGUUCACUGAAGAAGACAAGAAACAGGAACUGUUCCCUCCUGAUGCUCCUAAAUUAUCGCAGGAAGGCAUAGAUGUACUACACCGCAAGUUCUUAGCUGCCAUGAGCCCAGAAUGA
Lachancea fermentati is the source of this 1710-nucleotide messenger RNA. Lineage: Eukaryota; Fungi; Ascomycota; Saccharomycetes; Saccharomycetales; Saccharomycetaceae. The record is from the annotation of a GenBank genome assembly.